Conger conger (European conger) is the source of this 2043-nucleotide messenger RNA. It is a transcript of the gene lyplal1, whose product is annotated as lysophospholipase like 1. NCBI's taxonomy places the organism in Eukaryota, Metazoa, Chordata, Actinopteri, Anguilliformes, Congridae. Gene Ontology annotation, biological process: protein depalmitoylation. Gene Ontology annotation, molecular function: carboxylic ester hydrolase activity; palmitoyl-(protein) hydrolase activity. The transcript is spliced from 5 exons. The record is from RefSeq and is a predicted model, not a curated record. The coding region runs from base 293 to 904 and encodes 203 amino acids. Gene Ontology annotation, cellular component: cytoplasm.
CUAAUACCAAGCCAGCUACAUGCGACUGGAUUUAAUUGUCCGAGACUUUCACAACUAACACACGAAAUCAAACAUCUGCUAACCAGAAAUGAUCUGUCACGAUAAACGGACUACGUUUCAUGGCAUUUUGUUAUUUAAAAGCUUUAAGUUCCUUGAUGGGUUGUGCGUUUUGUAACCUGUAGCUAACAGUGAGACAGAAAGCUAAUGUUACGUAUUACAUUGGCACGUCGGACACUCAUCCUAAAACGUUUAAUGAGCCUCAUUGUUUACAGAAGGAGACACAGGACAGGGAAUGCGCACAUGGGUCCGGGAGGCCCUGACACAAGAUUUGGCUUUCACCCACAUUAGAGUCAUCUACCCCACCGCCCCAAUGAGACCCUACACACCUAUGAGGGGCUCGCUGUCGCAGGUGUGGUUUGACCGGCAGAAGAUCUCGCCUCACUGUGCAGAGCAUUUGGAGUCCAUAGACUCCAUGUGCAGCCUGCUGGGCAGUGUCAUAAAGGAGGAGGUCAGAGCAGGUGUCCCCAAACACAGGAUGGUUAUUGGAGGUUUCUCAAUGGGUGGGGCCAUGGCUCUGCACUUGGCCUACAGGAACCACCCUGAAGUGGCAGGAGUCUUUGCUCUUUCCAGCUUCCUCAACAAGGGCUCGGUCGUCUACCAGGCGAUACAGGCCAGGAGGGGGCAGUCUCUACCAGAGCUGUUCCAGUGCCAUGGAACAGCUGACGAGCUGGUGCUCCACGACUGGGGAGAGGAGACUGGAGCACUCCUGAGGGAGGCAGGGUUGGCCACCUCUUUUCACUCCAUCCCUGGUCUGUACCACGAGUUGUGCCGCGUGGAGCUAGACAGCUUGCGAUCCUGGAUCCUGAAGAAGCUUCCUCCGGAUAGCCCCUCUCACGGACAGUGAGACCCCUGUACGCUCAAGGGUUAUAAGAAAAAAGCACUGCCGAUCCGUGCCCCCUGAUCGUGGGCCUUAGUCAUGGAGGACUUGCUAAUUUACUGCACUGGGACGAGAACACUUGGAGCCAAGGGAGGACUACUACAGUACAGAAUAUUGUGAGCAUAACACAAGGGUGUACUUAUGCUUGACACUGUAUUGUAACACCAAAUUAUGUACCAGAGAACUUAUUUCUGAAAAGGACAUUUGCAUACAUUGGUACUACACUAAGGUGAGGUAUUAAGAAUCACUUCUCCAUCACAAGUAACAGUGGGACCCGUUUUUAAUUUGGUGUCAUUUCUUUCCUCCAUGUACAGUGUCAUUAAAUGUCCUGAAGCUACAUUCACCAAGCACUUUAUUGGGUGUUUACUAGACUUAUAUUUUAGACUUCUACUGCAGUAGCCUAUCCACUUAGAGUUAUGAUGCGUUGUGUGUUCAGAGAUGCUCUUCUGCAUACCACUGUUGUAAUGUGUGGUUAUUUGUGUUACUGUCACCUUCAUGUCAGCUUUGACCAGUCUGGCUAUUCUCCUCUGACGUCUCUCAUUAGCAAGACAUUUCUAUCUGCGGAACUGCUGCUCUCUGUAUUUUUUGGUUUGUUUUUGUACUAUUCUUUGCAAACUCUAGAGACUAGUGUGCAUGAAAACCAGCAAUUUCUGAGAUACUCAAACCACCCUGUCUGCCACCAACAAUCAUUCCACAGUCAAAGUCACUUAGAUAAUAUGUUUUUCCCCAUUCUGAUGGUUGAUGUGAACAUUAACUGAAGCUCCUGACCCGUAUCUACAUGAUUGUAAGCAUUGCACUGCUGCCACACAAUUGGUUGAUUAGAUAAUAUGGUCGGUGUAAUAAAGUAAAGAUAUUCCCAAUAAAGUGUUCGGUGAGUGUAUGUUUCAUAGUUUUCCAGUCUUAUAUCAAACCAGAACUGAACAGACACUCAACAACUUUCCUGGGCCUGUCUGUCUUCAAGAUGUAAAAUAUCAUUACUGCAGGAGCCUAUUAGUCAUUCAGAAAGCCAGCAAACAAGGACCUCCACUGUUUCUUAGCACAGAGAAAGUAAUUUUAGACUGUAGUCUAAAACAAGCAGAAAAAUAAACGAAAUUCUGUCAUUUUAA